GCCGCGGCUCCCCCCGGCCGCCCCCGGCUCCUCUCGCUUCCCCGGGGCAACCACGGGCAGCCGGCGGCGGGAGCAGCCUCUGCCGGGCGAGCGCGCUCCGGGCGGGGGCACGGGCUCCGAGCGUGGCGAGCUCGGCCACGGUGGCUCCCGAGUUUGUUUACUUGUACUCCGCGUCUCGUCCCCGGGAUCACCUCUCUGCCGGCAUAGCGGAUCGGUGGCGGUGCCGUACUGGGGGUUUAUGGCUGACUGGCUCUACUACACAUUACAGCAAAAGGAACUGCAGUGAAAGAAAGGCAGUGGGAAUGUAUUCGGCGACGUUUUGAGGCCAUCACGUAAUGGAUAUUCCAGUUUUGAAGCUGUAGGGCUACUGAUCCUCUACAAAGCCAUAGAGGAGCAUUUUUUACUCUGGAAACAUUGCUGUUAAAAAGCUCCAAACAGGAGGAGUAAAUCCAGUCGGCUUGUCAGGUCACUGGCUCAGUGUAACGGUGCUUUCAUGAGGUGACGUUGGGCCAAAGUCAACUUUUCUUUCUCCUUUGUAAACCUGCAGCCAAGCAAUGGGCCAGAAAAUCUCAGGGAGCAUAAAGUCUGUAGAUGUGAGGGAGCCCCCUUAUAGACCUGUGAAACGAGAGCUGAGAGGCCCGGAUUUUUGCAAGCCCGCACGCCUGGACAUGCUGCUGGAUAUGCCCCCUGCCAAGCUGGAGGUCCAGUACAAACACGCUUGGAAUAACGAAGAUCGCUCUUUAAAUAUAUUUGUAAAGGAAGACGAUAAACUGACUUUUCACAGACACCCGGUGGCCCAAAGCACGGAUUGCAUCCGGGGCAAGGUGGGCUACACACGGGGCCUGCACGUGUGGCAGAUCCACUGGCCCACGAGGCAGCGGGGGACUCACGCCGUGGUGGGCGUCUCCACAGCCGAGGCGCCGCUGCACUCGGUGGGAUACACGUCCUUGGUUGGUAGCAAUAGUGAAUCCUGGGGCUGGGAUCUGGGGCGCAACAAACUCUACCACAACUGUAAAAACCAGCCCGGGGUCACAUACCCUGUCUUUUUGGAACCAGAUGAGUCUUUUGUACUCCCAGACUCCUUACUGGUGGUUUUGGAUAUGGAUGAAGGGACGCUUAGCUUCAUGGUCGAUGGACAGUAUCUUGGAGUGGCCUUCAGGGGACUAAAAGGGAAAAAACUUUACCCCAUAGUCAGUGCAGUUUGGGGGCACUGUGAAAUUACAAUGAGAUACAUCAAUGGACUUGACCCGGAACCCCUGCCUUUAAUGGACUUGUGCCGAAGAUCAAUUCGUUUUGCUCUUGGCAGAGACCGCCUGCAUGACAUAGAAAUUCUACCUUUGCCUCUGUCUCUGAAAAAUUAUUUACAGUACCAAUAAGACAUCUAGAACCCUCUGGCCUCACAUUGGACUUCAUCAAUGCAAAUGGCAGAAAAUUGUUUACAGCAAAAUAUAAAUCUUUGUGAUGGACACUUAAGUGUUAUUUAAUUUUUAAUAUAUAUUUUUUUUCUGAACCAGUGAAAGCAGGUCACUGUGGGGGACUACUAAAGAACGUGAAAACAUUGAUUUGAUUGAGAUUCAUGUGUUACCUGUUGCCUGUUGUGUUUACAGUCCUGAAGGCUAAAAUUCUCAUCUCUCAUACAUUGGUUUAUCUUUGUUGCCUCUGGUAAAUGCCAAUAGAAAAUCUGACCUGCAAGAUUCACUGUCCUGCAGGAGAGCAUUCUUCAAUAUUAUGAUUUUUAUUUUUCUUUUUCUUUCUCUCUCCUACACUUUACCCCAAUAAAUAAAAAUAAAUUAGCAAAAGUCUUGACAGUAACUUCUGAAAAAUAUUUAAACCUUGUCUUUGGUAAGCAGAGUUGUUGAGAGUUCUGCAUGUUCAGUGCUCAACACAAUUAGGCCUAUAAUAUCUAAAAGCUCUAAUGUUUAAAAAAAGCAGGUUAUUGUGUAGAAGAAGAGAAUGUGGUUUAAAAACAUGAGAGGAAAAAAGUGGUUUAUGUGUCAGAUCAGUUUCUGGACUUGGUAACAGUAAGGUGCAGUUCGUUGUUUUCAAGACCAAAUCUAGUCCCUCCAAAGUUCUGCAGUUUAAAACAAAGUGUUCACUUUGUCCCAAGAAUUUAGGAUAUUCAUAUUUUAGAAAGCUUGUCACUUUUUUUUAUUUGAACAAAUUUAUGAUUUUUAUGUGGUAUGAACUCUAAGUACUUUGUUUUCUUUUUAAUGUAUGUGUGGUUAUAAUGUUUAUUUAUCUGUUUAGCAUCUGUGGAGUUCUCAUUUAACUGUUUCCCAUGUUGGGGUGACUGAUUUUGGUUUUCUCCCCAACUCAAUCUGAAAUGUAUCAAUUUUUCAGGCUCAUCCCUUUUUUUUUAAGAUGCUGCUUUCUGUUUGCGUUUCUUACAUGUUUCAAGUUAUCUGCCUGAAUCAUUAUCUAGUUUUUAAACUGGAAGUUGUUGUUAUGGCAGAAUGUCCAAUGUUUAGACUGAGCUGCCUUCAGCAUAUUUUAAUGUGAAUUUACUGAUGAAUGAGGAGAAAAUUUCUAAUAAAGUCUACUGUCCAAAGUAAAA
Molecule: messenger RNA, 2554 nt
Organism: Corvus hawaiiensis (hawaiian crow)
Lineage: Eukaryota; Metazoa; Chordata; Aves; Passeriformes; Corvidae
Gene: SPSB4
Product: splA/ryanodine receptor domain and SOCS box containing 4
Exons: 4
Coding region: 555-1376 (273 amino acids)
Biological process (GO): proteasome-mediated ubiquitin-dependent protein catabolic process; intracellular signal transduction
Cellular component (GO): SCF ubiquitin ligase complex
Molecular function (GO): protein binding
Source: RefSeq, a predicted model, not a curated record